AUGGACCAGGAAAAUAAAACCCAGACAUGGGUGAGUGAGUUCAUUCUGCUGGGUUUGUCCAAUGACCCAAAGACUCAAGUUUUCUUCUUUGUCCUGGUCCUGACCAUGUACUUGGUGACUCUUGUGGGAAAUGCCCUCAUUCUUCUUCUGAUCAGUCUGGACAACAGGCUUCAUAACCCCAUGUACUUCUUCCUUGGUGUUUUAUCUUUUGUGGACCUUUGUUAUGCAAACAGUUUUGCCCCACAAAUGCUAGCCCACAUGCUCUCAGUCCAGAAGUCCAUCCCGUUCUAUAGCUGUGUGUUUCAGCUCUACCUCUCCCUAGGAUUGGGUGGAUCUGAGUACUUCCUGCUGGGAGCCAUGGCCUAUGACCGCUAUGUGGCAGUGUGCCAUCCGCUGCACUACACGGUCAUCAUGCAUGAAGGGCUGUGCAUGGGGCUCGCUGCUGGCUGCUUGGUGGCUGGUUUCACAAAUUCGCUAAUGGAAACAAUCAUUACCUUCCGGCUUCCCCUGUGUCACAAUGUUAUUAAUCACUUUGCCUGUGAGACCCUCGCAGUGGUAAGGUUAGCCUGUGUGGACAUCUCCUUCAACAUGGUCAUGAUGGCCAUCUCAGGAUUUCUGGUGAUCAUGCUUCCCUGUUCCCUUGUUCUGUUCUCCUAUGGUUGUAUAGUUACUGCCAUUCUGCAAAUUCAUUCUGCUCAGGGACGUAGCAAAGCCUUUGGGACUUGUGCCUCCCACCUCAUUGUGGUUUGCAUGUGCUUUGGGGCUACCAUCUUCACCUACCUAGUUCCACGGUCAGCCUCCUCCAUGGAAGUGGAGAAAAUUGUCACUCUAUUCUAUGCUCUGGUGGCACCUAUGUUGAACCCCUUGAUCUACAGCUUGAGGAAUAAGGAAGUUAUGGCUGCUUUUCAAAAGUUUCUAGAGAAUUUCAGAGAUAAAGAGUAAAGACUAUAAGAACUUCCUAUUAUCUAUAAUCGAAACCAAAAAGGAGAUGGGCUGGAGGUAUACAGGACUCCCACAUAUGGCCUUGCAUUUGGGUAAAGCAUCCCUCUAUCUGAUUAAUGAAUUUCCUCAUAUAGGCCAAUGCAAGAU
Molecule: messenger RNA, 1089 nt
Organism: Lutra lutra (Eurasian river otter)
Lineage: Eukaryota; Metazoa; Chordata; Mammalia; Carnivora; Mustelidae
Product: olfactory receptor-like protein OLF3
Exons: 1
Coding region: 1-942 (313 amino acids)
Biological process (GO): G protein-coupled receptor signaling pathway
Cellular component (GO): membrane
Molecular function (GO): G protein-coupled receptor activity; olfactory receptor activity
Source: RefSeq, a predicted model, not a curated record